AUGGGACAGUUGUCUAACAAACGUCUAGUAUUGGUACUGUUGUCACAGCUAUUGGUUUUGAUAAAUGGCAUCAAAUUUACAACAAUAGGUUUUAACAAUAAACUAUGGAUUAGGGAUCUAUUGGGUGAUCCAUCCUAUCUAUUGGAUACAACAUUCCUAUUUCCAUCGCUGAUGAGUAUCGGAUCUUAUACAAUUAGUAACAAUCAGUCGGCAGCCAACAAUCAACGGGACGUAGAGAGUGGCCAACAGCCGACAAUUGGCGGCAAAUUGUCGGUCAGUGACGACCAGAAAACAAUUGGUGGCCAUUCGCGGCUAAAAUUUUGGAAAAAGAAAAAACCGAUAAAUACUGGCCAAACCAAUGUCGAUCUGGUCAAGGAUGUCAAAAUUACCGAACAUUUAAUGGACGUCCAGGAAGUGUGCGCCCAAUAUCGGACACACAUUGAUACAGGUAUUACCGAUACGGAAGCGGCUUUCCGUUUGCAACGGGACGGACCCAAUGCCUUUACGCCGCCCAAACAGACACCCGGUUGGCUACUCUGGCUCCGGGAGAUGACCGGCGGUUUUGCACUGUUACUAUGGUUUGCAUCGAUAGCCAGUUUUGUGGCCUACGGUCUCGAUCACGACGACCAAAGUAUGUACCUGGGUGUAGUACUAGCCCUAACCGUAUUGUUGACUGGUACAUUUUCCUAUUACCAGGCUGCAUCAAGUAAUAGUGUAUUCAAAUCGUUCAAAAAUAUGACACCCCCGCAAACAACUGUUAUACGGGAUGGUCGGCGCAAACAAAUACCGGCCGAUCAGGUAGUAGUCGGCGAUCUAUUGUAUUGUAGAUCAGGCGACAGAGUACCCGCCGACAUACGUAUAGUCAAAUCGGAAAGUAUGAAAGUGGACAACUCGUCACUUACGGGCGAAUCAGAUCCGCUGGCCAGGAGUCCCGAUGUCGGUCACCAGAAUGCACUGGAGGCUAGAAAUUUGGCAUUUUUUUCCACUAACUGUGUCGACGGUUCCGGCUAUGGUAUAGCUAUAGCUACCGGCGAUCGGACAGUUAUGGGCGAUAUUGCUAGGCUGGUGUCGGGUAUUAAAAACGAAAAGACACCGAUUGCUAAGGAAAUCGACCGGUUUGUCAAAAUUAUUACCGUACUGGCCGUCGGAAGCGGUAUUAUAUUUUUCGGUAUUUCGAUGGCUUUUGGUACCGGGUUUUUCAAUUCGUUUAUCUUUAUGAUCGGUAUUACCGUCGGUAAUGUUCCCGAAGGAUUAUUGCCGGCACUGACCGUUGCCCUAACACUGACAGCCAAACGGAUGGCAUCCAAGAAUUGUUUGGUCAAACAUCUGGAAGCGGUUGAAACAUUGGGGUCGACAUCGACUAUAUGUACGGACAAAACGGGAACAUUGACACAGAAUCGGAUGACUGUCGAGCACUGUUGGCUGGGAACCAGUGAUAUCAUGAAAGUUGAACACAAUAGGGAACAGGUGGCCAAACAGAUGAUGGAAAUACCCAAGAAUUGGUCGGCCUAUAGCCGAUGCGCUAUAUUGUGUUCGCGGUCCGAGUUUAUGGCCGAUGACCUGAAUCCGGAUAUUAUGAAAAGGAGUUGUUCGGGUGAUGCCUCCGAAACGGCUAUCUUAAGGUUUAUGGAGUCAGUCGAGGGUCCAGUUAUGGACUAUAGGGCCCGGUAUCCGAAACAAGCAGAGAAGCCGUUUAGUUCGACCUAUAAAUACCAGUAUUCAAUACACCGGCGCCCACCUAAUGAGGACAUGGCAUCCGCCGAGGCGCCAUAUUUUCUGGUAAUGAAAGGUGCGCCCGAAAGGAUCAUCAAACUGUGCUCUCAGGUAAUACGUCCCAGUGAUGGCCAAACCGUUCAAAUGGACUCGGAUUUUAUGGACGAGUUUGAAGAAACAUAUCGUGAUUUGGGUUCAAUGGGCGAACGGGUGUUGGCUCUAUGCGAUUAUGAGUUCCCCAGUCGACAGUUUCCGGCCGGGUAUAAGUGGAAUGUUGAGGAAGGCGAGCCGUUUGAGAUGGCCAAUUUUAGGUUUCUGGGACUGAUAGCCAUGAUUGAUCCGCCCAGACCUACCGUUCCCGAUGCCGUACUAAAGUGUCGCAGUGCCGGCAUCAAAGUCAUAAUGGUAACUGGGGAUCAUCCGAUUACCGCCCAGGCCAUUGCCAAAUCGGUAAACAUUAUGUCCAAUUCGCAUCGUAACUCAACCAGUAUAUCGGUACCGACUAUCGACAAAAUUGUAAGCAAAAAUAACCGAUCGAUUGUAGUACCCGGCGAUGAUCUGACUGAACUCACUGAUCCAGAGCUCAGGGAGAUUUUGGAUGGGUUUUCGGAGAUAGUAUUUGCCCGGACAUCACCCCAACAGAAGCUCCGGAUUGUCGAAAAUUGUCAAUAUUUAGGACAAAUAGUUGCCGUCACUGGCGAUGGUGUCAACGAUUCGCCGGCACUGAAAAAAGCCGAUAUCGGUAUAGCUAUGGGUAUUACAGGCUCUGAAGUGUCCAAACAGGCGGCAGAUAUGAUACUAUUGGACGACAAUUUUGCCACAAUAGUAGUGGGCGUUGAGGAAGGGAGGCGUAUAUUUGAUAAUAUGAAAAAAACUGUGUCCUAUAUUAUCGGCGGCAACGCUACGACACUGUUUCCGUUUAUCAUUUACGUUGUGUUUGGCUUUCCGCUGGCCAUCGGCACCAUUACCGUACUAUUGAUUUGUUUGGGUACCGAUAUGGUACCGGCCAUUGCAAUAGCCUACGAAAAAGCCGAGUCGGAUAUCAUGAAUAUGCCGCCCCGUAAUCCUAAACGCGAUCGACUGGUCACUGCUAAGCUACUGAUGCGCGCCUACCUAAUGGUCGGUGCCAUAUGUACUGCUUGCGGUUUUUUGGGUUAUUUCAUUAGUCUAGACUACGAGGGCUUUACGCCCAGUAUGUUGUUUAUGUUGAGAGAUAAAUGGGACGAUAAGGAUAUAAAACUUUGGAGAUACGGUCCCAAUGAUGAUCGCAACGGUAAACCAUUAACCGAAACGACUUAUGAUCAAAGACAACAACUGACAGCUAUAGCUCAGAGCAGCUAUUUUAUGGCUGUAGUGGUUGUCCAAUGGAUGGACGUUAUAGUUAACAAAACUAGACGACUGUCCCUAUUUAGUCAGGGCAUGGGCAAUUGGGUGCUCAACGGUAGUAUAGUUUUUGAGACGGCACUGGCCGUACUGUUUGCCUAUACACCCGGCCUCCAUACAGUACUGCAUAUGGCACCGGUUAUCGGCCAGGUAUGGGUGUUUGCGCUGCCAUUUUUUAUCUACCUGUUCCUGUUUGAAGAGCUCAGGAAAUUAAUUAUUAGACUAUUUCCGCAAUCAUUUUUGGGACAGGAAUUGUUGGCUUAG
Messenger RNA from Oppia nitens, 3360 nucleotides. RefSeq names its product sodium/potassium-transporting ATPase subunit alpha-3-like. Gene Ontology annotation, molecular function: ATP hydrolysis activity; P-type sodium:potassium-exchanging transporter activity; ATP binding. The coding region runs from base 1 to 3360 and encodes 1119 amino acids. Gene Ontology annotation, biological process: potassium ion import across plasma membrane; proton transmembrane transport; intracellular potassium ion homeostasis. The record is from RefSeq and is a predicted model, not a curated record. NCBI's taxonomy places the organism in Eukaryota, Metazoa, Arthropoda, Arachnida, Sarcoptiformes, Oppiidae. Gene Ontology annotation, cellular component: membrane. The transcript is spliced from 13 exons.